Molecule: messenger RNA, 3793 nt
Organism: Neopelma chrysocephalum (saffron-crested tyrant-manakin)
Lineage: Eukaryota; Metazoa; Chordata; Aves; Passeriformes; Pipridae
Gene: NCBP3
Product: nuclear cap binding subunit 3
Exons: 13
Coding region: 550-2052 (500 amino acids)
Cellular component (GO): nucleus; cytosol
Molecular function (GO): mRNA binding; RNA 7-methylguanosine cap binding
Source: RefSeq, a predicted model, not a curated record
UUCCAUGAGCUUUUUCCAGAAAGGAAUGUGCUUUUUCAACUGUGUGGUCUCCAUGUGGCAGCACUUGCAUAAACAAUGUUAGAGCACAGCUGUCCCGAACUGUGAGGGUGCUGUGCUCUUUCCUGCCUCAGCAUCUUGCUUUCUUGUAGGGCACUUUGGAGCCCUGUGACUGUCUCCUGGAGGAUGGGACUUUGGCACUGUGUCAGGUAACCAGGGUUGCAUUAACCCUCACAACAUCCCAGUGAGAAAAUAUUCUGUCUUACAGGUGGGAGCCUGUGGUUCAUCAAAUCUAUAAGAAAACACCGGGUGCUUAAUUUCAGCUUAUCCAACGUUUUCACAAAUGAACAUCCUUCCUCUGCUGAUCCUGUUCCCUCUCCAGAUGGACUGUAGGACACUAGUAGGAGAUAUGAAAACAAAGCUGGAAGUUUCAUCACUGGAAUAGAUGUAACCUCCAAGGAAGCAAUUGAGAAGAAGGAACAAAGAGCAAAACGCUUUCAUUUUCGAGCCGAAGUGAAUCUCGCCCAAAGGAAUGUGGCGCUGGAUCGGGACAUGAUGAAGAAAGCAAUUCCUAAAGUGAGACUAGACACAAUUUACAUUUGUGGAGUGGAUGAGAUGAGUACACAGGACAUCUUUGCCUAUUUCAAAGAGUAUCCUCCUGCUCAUAUCGAGUGGUUGGAUGACACAUCAUGUAACGUGGUCUGGCUCGAUGAAGUAACAGCAACACGAGCUCUAAUAAAUAUGAGUUCCUUGCCUGAUCAGGAGAAAACAAAGACCAGAGAAAACAAUGAAGAGAAGACAGCUGAAAAAACCAAGAAAGAAAAACAGGAGGAAAGCUCUGAUGACGAGACAGAAGAAGGCGAGGUUGAGGAUGACAAUCCAAGUGACGUGGAGUUGGAUGCCCUCUCCCAAGUAGAAGAGGAUUCUCUCCUGCGUAAUGAUCUUCGCCCUGCCAAUAAACUGGCUAAAGGAAACAAGCUAUUCAUGAGAUUUGCUACUAAAGAUGACAAAAAAGAGCUGGGAGCUGCAAGGCGGAGUCAGUAUUACAUGAAAUAUGGCAAUCCCAAUUAUGGAGGCAUGAAAGGAAUUCUGAGCAAUUCUUGGAAACGAAGGUACCAUUCCCGCCGAAUCCAUCGGGAUGUGAUAAAGAAAAGGACCCUGAUUGGGGAUGAUGUUGGCUUGACUCCUCCAUAUAAACACCGUCACUCAGGCUUAGUAAACGUUCCUGAAGAGCCUAUAGAGGAGGAGGAAGAGGAGGAGGAGGAUCAGGACAUGGAUGAAGAUGACAGAGUGGUGGUGGAGUACCGGGAUGAGCUGCAGGCCUUUAGGCAGUCCCGGGAGCGCAGCGCAGCCCGACGGUCGAGUGCCAGCGGCUCUGACUCGGAUGAGAUGGACUAUGAUCUUGAACUGAAAAUGAUAUCAACGCCCUCGCCCAAAAAAAGCAUGAAAAUGACAAUGUAUGCAGACGAGGUGGAAUCACAGCUGAAGAAUAUUAGGAAUUCCAUGCGAGCAGAUAGCAUAGCAACCAGUAACAUCAAAAACAGGAUUGGCAGCAAAGGAUCAUUAGAGAAAGUUGCAGAUGUGAGACUACUGUUAGAAGAGAAACGUCAGAAUAGCACUGGGCCACGUCAGCCAAACAGCACUGUAAAAUCAGAUGUGCGGCAAAGACUGGGAAAAAGGCCACAUUCUCCAGAAGCUAAACCUCCAAGUAGUACCUCUGCUCCUCGUCGGGAACCAAUCUCAGAUGUCCACAGCAGGUUAGGAAUCCCCAAACAAGAUGUGAAAGGCCUCUACUCUGACACCAGAGAGAAGAAAUCAGGUAAUUUAUGGACCCGAUUGGGGUCUGCUCCGAAGACACAGGAAAAGACUUCAGAUAAACCUGAAAACUCUGUGGCGUCUCCAGAGGAAGAGGAUUCCGAGCUGCAGCGGGUUUGGGGGGCUCUCAUUAAGGAAAAAGAACAGUCUCGGCAAAAAAAGAGUCGGUUGGAUAAUUUACCAUCCCUACAAAUCGAAAUCAGCCGAGAGAGCAGUUCUGGCUCAGACUCUGAAUCAUGAUGGGUUUCACAUCCUCAUCCUCAAGAUUGUGACUCUGCAGUGUGGCAAGAUUUCCUUUGCCCAAAAGCUGGACACUGGCAAAGACUCUGCAGUGAAGGUCCCAGAAGUGUCUCUGUUCCUUUUAUACAAAAAGAGUUGCAUAAACCACUUGAAACCUAAAGCAAUCACAUUGUCUGGAGUCUGUGGUUGGCCCUGUGUUAUGUAGGGCAUUGUCAUAUAUGUUUAUUACAGCAAACCUGUAGUUAAUUCUAGCAAAACACUUUCCCCCGAGCUCUGAACUUAAAAGAAGAGGCAGAAAUGCUCUGUAUUUUUAAUGAGACCUUUUUGGUUUUAAUAUUUUCAUCAUGGAGGCUUUUAACAAAAUGUUUUACACACUUCAUCCAAAGAACAGGGCUCAUGAUCAAGAUCAUUGCCUUGCCCUUCUGGCUCUUACCAGCACCUUUCCUUUCCUCUUGAAGUAAUAACAAAAAUGCUUCCUGGGUGGGCAGCCAGCAAGGAUAAAGCAUGAAGGGAUUAUCACAUUCCCUUCCUCCAAAACACUGAAUGUAAAUCCAAGUUAAAUAAUAUUUUAGUACAGUUAAAUUUCAUGUAUCCCAGUGGUAUCACCACUCUCAAGGAAUUCUCAUUUAUUUUGGUGAUACCACGUCCUGCUGUAGUAGGGAUUGAGAUGUUCAGGACUGCAAAGUUGGAUGUUUAUGAAUUGUGUAAAUCCCCAGGGGGUUGGUUUUUCGUUGUUGUUGUUGUUACAUGAUGGGAAAUUAUAUUUCUUCCAUUUCACCUGGAUUAUGUUUUGCAGCACUCUUAACAGUUGGAAAGCAUAACAUUUUUAUAUUUGUGAGAAUUUUCCUGUUGGCCACGGUGAAAGCUCUAGUGGUGUUCUCCUAUGUGCUGUUUAUCUAUAUAUAUAUAUAACUGAAAGAGAAAAGGAAAACUAUAGGAUCACUGUCUCAUGUCAAUACUUUUGAAUGUUCUUCCUGUGUAGUACAUGUGGAUGUGGACAUGGUUGACUUGUUACAUUCAGCUUUUUUACCUGCACAUUUUCCCUUCCUAGGUAGGAAAAGAGUUUGAUCAGUGUGCAUCUGCCAUUUUUUUCUUGUUGCCUGUGGGCAUUUCUUUUGGCUGCCGGUAAUUCUAAGUGAGGAAUAAUGCAGCACAUCACAUUCAGGUAAACAACUGGUAGCAAAAACAUCGUCUGCUACAUUUUGAUAGUCUGAAAAUUUGUUUGCAUUGUCCCUAUUUUCUCGGUUCUGUCAGUCCAAAAAUGUCUGUGAAUAUCUCUUGCAGUUCCUGCUUUUUAACGAGCAAAUGUUUUCUCUUUUUUCCCCCCCUAUUUUUGUACUAAGUUGAAGUAGGUUUGAGGUUUCAGCAAGGAAUCUGCAAUUAACUUUUCUUACUGCUUUGCUAUGUGUAAGAAAUAGCAGCAUGUAAAAUGAAAGGCAAAAUGAAAGGUACAGUGACUAGAAGGGCAAUCUGGGGGCUGACCAGGCUUCAAGCCUUACCAUUUCCUUGUUUUGUGACACUCAUCCUUGAUUUUAUAUUUAAUUAUUGAAUAUAUAAAUGUCUCAUAAAAGUACUGUUGAGAGUAAACGACUGCAAUGUCUGAUCACUGUAAUAACUCAUUUUAAACGUGUGCUUUCAUUAAUAUCCUUCCCAAAGCUUUCCAAGAGAACCAUACCUAUACCAUACCCAUUUCUCAAGAUCCUGAUAAAGUUUAUUUAACCGGUGUCUUUUUGCCAGUAAA